AUGAGGCGGGUUGUAGUCACCGGCCUCGGGUGUGUUACACCUCUUGGCGUGGGUCUCAAAUCCUUUUGGACAAAUCUGGUCAACAGUAAAUGCGGUGUAGUGUCUACCGCGGACCUUGCAAACGGUGCAUUCAAGGGUAUUCCAUGUAAAGUUGCGGCUUUAGUGCCUACGGGCGAAGAUUCACCGGAACUAUGGAGUAAAAAGAGAGCAGCGAAAGAGAUGGAGAUGAACAAGGUUGCGGUUUUUUCACAGUACGCUAUUGUUGCGGCGAAGGAAGCGUUGGAGGAUGCUGGGUUUGGGAAUGGGAAGUUUGGGAAUGAGGUUGCUGAGAGAGUGGGAGUUUGUAUUGGGAGUGGGAUAGGUUCUUUCGAAGAUGUUUGCGAAACGGCUGUGAAAUGGACGAAUAAAGGCUACACCGGUGUAAGCCCACUCCUAGUCCCCCGUCUUCUAAUAAACAUGGCCGCCGGUCACGUCUCCAUGAAAUACAACAUGAAAGGCCCCAACCACUCCGCAUCCACAGCCUGCACAACAGGCCUACACUCCAUCGGCGACGCUUCAUAUUUCAUCCAACGCGGAACAGCAGACAUGAUGCUCGCCGGCGGUGCAGAGUCCGUCAUCCACCCCCUCGCAAUAGCAGGGUUUGCACGAGCUAGGGCGUUAUCAACGAAUUAUAAUGACACACCCGAAAAGGCUUCAAGACCGUUUGAUAAGAAACGCGAUGGAUUUGUAAUGGGUGAAGGUGCUGGGGUGUUAGUUCUUGAAGAAUUGGAACGUGCGAAGGAGAGAGGGGCGAGGAUUUAUGCGGAGGUUAAGGGGUAUGGACUUUCUGCUGAUGCUUGGCAUCUUACGGCGCCGCCGAGUGAUGGGGACGGUGCUUUCAGAGCUAUGAAGGCGGCAUUAAAGGAUGCUGGGGUUGAACCUGGGGCAGUGGAUUAUGUCAAUGCUCAUGCGACGGGGACAAAACUUGGGGAUAUAGCGGAGAAUGCCGCCAUUAGAAGGUUAGUUGUUAGGGAGGGUGGGAGGAAACCUGAGGGAGUGAAUAUCUCGAGUGUUAAGGGGGCUAUUGGACACCUUUUGGGGGCUGCUGGGGCAGUAGAGAGUAUAGUGUCUAUCAUGGCGAUUCAUGAGGGAAUUCUACCACCGACUUUGAAUUUGGAAGAGCCAGGUGACCCUCCUGAGGACUUUGAUUGCAAUUAUGUUGCGAAUGAAGCACAAUCCGCGAAUGUUGACGUGGCUUUGUGCAACAGCUUUGGGUUCGGGGGGACGAAUGCCAGUCUUUGCUUUACAAAGUAUAAGGCGUAA
Molecule: messenger RNA, 1302 nt
Organism: Orbilia oligospora ATCC 24927
Lineage: Eukaryota; Fungi; Ascomycota; Orbiliomycetes; Orbiliales; Orbiliaceae
Exons: 5
Coding region: 1-1302 (433 amino acids)
Biological process (GO): fatty acid biosynthetic process
Molecular function (GO): 3-oxoacyl-[acyl-carrier-protein] synthase activity
Source: RefSeq, a predicted model, not a curated record